UCUUGAUUUUUUGACGAAACGUUAUCCUAAUUUUGCGAAGCUGAAAUAUCCGAAAUUUUGACCUCUCUACUUUCCUCUUGAGAUCGCUGUGUAACGCCGACCACCUGAACUAAGAACCUAAUGACCGGAGAAGAGGUUACUGGUCCGGCGGGCCCUAAGAUUCUCCGUCUCCUCUAUUUCGCCGGCGCCGGAUUCAUUUGCAGCUUCGCCAUAAACAAGUGGCGGGAGAUCGAGCGCAAUUCUCUGUUGCAACAACACCAGAAGCAGCGGUUGAAUCAUCAAUUAUCCGAAUCUCGUAAUGAUACUGUGCAGAAAGUCGUCGAAUGAUCUCAGGGGUGGCUGCUCAAGGAUCUUAAGAUGCUUUCAGCUCAACAGUUAAGUCCAUCAUUUUCAACCAGAUUUCUUGUUAUUGUUGAGAGUACAUGUAGGAUUAUUGAUGUUUCUUAGCUAUGCUGCUGGGUAGAUUUUAGCCAAAAUACCAAGAAAAUGUUGCCUCUAUCAAUAGAACUGUUUCUUCCUUUCAUUCCUAAUCCAGCCAUCUCUCUGUCUCUAAUCUCUUUUAUAUGUACAAGUUCAUCAUGCUCUGAUGGAAACAUUAUUUUCAACUUAUCCUGACAAAGCGUAACUUAGAAGAAAUUUCUACCUUUUCUA
Molecule: messenger RNA, 651 nt
Organism: Cucumis melo (muskmelon)
Lineage: Eukaryota; Viridiplantae; Streptophyta; Magnoliopsida; Cucurbitales; Cucurbitaceae
Exons: 3
Coding region: 121-327 (68 amino acids)
Source: RefSeq, a predicted model, not a curated record